AGCUCGCGUCACGUGGCCGACCUUUGGCACCGCCCGGCCGCCGUAGCCGUCUGGGAGCACAAAGAUGGCGGCGCCCGAGAGUGAUGGGGAAGAAGAUUUGGUCAGCUAUGGGAAGCCCCUGGAGCCGUACGAAGAGGGUGAACGUCCCAAGAAGCCAAUUCCUCUACAAGAUCAGACAGUGCGAGAUGAGAAAGGGAGGUAUAAACGUUUCCAUGGAGCCUUCAUGGGGGGAUUUUCUGCCGGAUACUUCAACACCGUGGGCUCUAAGGAAGGCUGGACGCCGUCCACCUUCGUGUCCUCUCGCCAAGACAAGUCUGAAAGACAAGGCAGCAGGCCGGAGGAUUUCAUGGAUGAUGAGGAUCUUGGUGAAUUCGGGAUCGCACCAAAGGAGAUCAUGCCUACAGAUGACUUUGCUUCGAAAACCAAAGACAAAGUUCGGGAAAAGGCCAGAGAGCUCGCGUCAGUCACCGCACCUAUCCCCGGAGCUACCAUCCUGGAGGAUUUAAUAGCUCCUGCAAAGAUCACCAUCGGGGUGCAGUUAUUGCGGCAGAUGGGCUGGAAGGAGGGGCAAGGAGUGGGUCCUAGGACAAAGAGGGCUGCGCGGAAACAGAAGUCUGGUGGCGGUAUGAAGAUGUACGGCUGUGCGCAGCUCCCUGCCGGCUCGGAGGAAUCGGAGGAUGAAGAAGAGGAGUAUAUGCCGGAGAACGUAACGUUUGCGCCCAAAGAUGUGAUUCCCGUAGACUUCUCCGUGAAGGACAAUGUGCAUGGUCUUGGUUACCGGGGGCUGGAUCCUCAUCGGGCAUUGUUUGGCAAUACGGCCUCCCAUAUUAAUCUGUUCGGUGAUGCCUCUGACAGGACAAGCAAUAUACUUGGUGAUGUACGGCACAGCAAAGGGAGGAAGGUCGGGAUCUCCGGCCAAGCGUUUGGUGUGGGAGCCAUGGAGGAUGACGAUGAUGAUAUAUACGGCACAGACUCUUUGUCUAAGUACGAUACCGUCCUGCGAGAGGAGGAGAGCGGAGACGGACUGUUUGGAUGGACGGCACCAAAAGAAUAUAAAAACAAGAAAGCAUCUUCCAAAGAACUUCAGUAUAUUGGUAAAAUGCUGGACGGCUUCUCGCUGGCAGCAGAAUCCCCUCCAUGUAAAAAGAUUUACCCACCCCCUGAGCUGCCAAGGGACUAUCGGCCGGUUCACUACUUCAGACCGGUACUGGCUGCCAGCAGUCAGGGCUCUGCCACCUUGCAGGCCAUGCUGGACCGCUCGCAGAAACCCCCGGCUGUACCUAAUGAGCAGGCGCCGAGCAGACACCAGCUUAGUUCUUCCCGGAGACGGGACCUGCUGGGAGAGGCAGCGCUGCAAGGACCUACGUCGGUGCUGGAACUUCUCUCUGAUAAAGACCGGGAGCGGAUCAGGGACGUGAAGCAAACUCUGGAAGUAGAGAAGGUUAAAGCGCAGAAACUCGCCCAGGAAGCUUUGAAGAACCGUUUCCAGGCGGCCUCAGCUGAGGAAACCCAAACCAGGAUUCAGAAUGACCUGCUGGACAGGCAGCUGGUUCCGAUGGAUGCUGAAGAGUUCCGUCCAUUCGAGAAAAAUCCUGAAAAACAAAAAAGAUAUGAAAGUUAUAUCCGAAACCUCCACAAGGGACAAAAAGAUGCUCUGGAGAAUUGCGUAGACCCCAACAUGACGGAAUGGGAAUGCUCCCGCGAGCGCGAGGAGUUCAUGCGAUCCGCUAUGUUGUACAAACCCUCCAACUCAUCUCUCUCCUCCCGGUUCACGCGGGGCAAACACGAAGAUGAUUCAGGCAAAGUCGAAGUUCCAAGGGAUCAAGAGGGCGAUCUGGAUGACAAGGCUGCCGCAGUGAAAAUGAAAAUGUUUGGAAAACUGACCAGAGAUAAAUUUGAGUGGCACCCGGACAAACUGCUGUGUAAACGGUUUAACAUCCCAGAUCCUUAUCCCGGGUCAUCUGCUAUUGGGCUUCCAAAAGUGAAACGGGACAAGUUUUCUGUGUUCAACUUCCUGACUGUUCCUGAGACACAAAAACCUGCAGUUGUGGCCCCACCAAGACCGUCCUCUGACAUUAAGCCUAAGAAAUCCUCCCGGUGGGACGUGCCGGCUGCCGAGGAGAAGGAUUCGCUCUCUCAGUUUCUGAGCCAGGCUCGCAGCAGCGUAAAGGAGGAACCUGACCCACCAGAGAAGGAUUCGCGGCCUCAUGGGGGCGCUGCUGUCCCAACCCAGGUUCCCACAGAGCUGGAGCCAGAAGAGGAAGAAAAGAGGCCUCCGAUAGACUUAUUUAAAGCGAUCUUUGCAGAUUCGUCAGAUGAGAAAUCCUCCUCGUCAGAAGAGGAAAGUGAUGAGGAUGAAGGCCCUGCUCCGGAGACGGCCGCUGUGACCAGCCAGCAGGAGACGGCCGCUGUGACCAGCCAGCAGGAGACGGCCGCUGUGACCAGCCAGCAGGAGACGGCCGGUGUAACCAGCCAGCAGGAGACGGCCGCCUCCUCUGCGGUACAAGGUGACUGGGGCUUUGAACCUGCACCGGUGCUAAAUCCACAUGUUCCUCGUGUCCUUCCUGCGGUGACAGAGAACCUAGAGGAGAUGGACUCUGAGGCAUUUGGUCCUAAGCUGCCGCCAGCCCUUCCCUCAGGUGACCCUCGGAUGUCGGGUAGUUUUCCCUCAGGGAGUCUGGAUGAGAACGCUAAGAAACAGAAGCAUAAGAAGCAUAAAGAAAAACACAGAGGGAAGAAAGAGCAUAAACAUAAGAAGGAAAAGAAGAAAAAACACAAGAAGCAGAAACACAAAAAUAAACACAAAAGUAAGAAAACAGACGUCAGCAGCGCAGAGUCUGAUAGCAGCGCCAGUCACAGCGACACGGAGCCGACUGCCGAGAUCACGCCAAGGGAGCUCUUGAAGAGGUUGAAAAAUCUCCCAAUUCCUCGUUAACAGUGAUGAGGAAACAGUCGGCUAAUCUGCCAAGCAACGACCCACGCGUUUCUCCUCCUCCAGUGACGAUAUAGCAAGCUUUGCUGUAAAUAUAUUUAUGUACAACAUGAUUAAAGUGCUGUAAAUUUGUAUAUUGUAAGGAACUACGUUUUAUUACAGAAAAUUAUGCUGUGUCAUCGCUGGGGGGGUGUGUGAGUUUUUUUCUAUAGGCUGGACGCCGCGUUCCAACUGCAUUGUUCUCAGCUGUGCGAUUAUGCAUUGCACGUCGUUAGAAGAUAGGAUACGGCACCGCAGGUUCGUCAGGGAUAUUGCGCCAAUGUCAAAAAAUAAGUUUUUAAUUUUUAUAGAUUAAAUGAAUUCAAAACAUUCAAAGGAUCAUCUGUAAUAUAUUGAGUUUACAUUUGGUUUAAGCAAGAGCAAGAUGGAUUGUUAUAAAAGGAUCAAUGAAAAACUGUUGCCCCGUAGUACAGGUUGAGUAUCCCUUAUCCAAAAUGCUUGGGACCAGAGGUAUUUUGGAUAUCGGAUUUUUCCGUAUUUUGGAAUAAUUUCAUACCAUAAUGAGAUAUCAUGGUGUUGGUACCUAAAUGUAAGCACAGAAUGCAUUUAUGUUCCAUAUACACCUUAUACACACAGCCUGAAGGUCAUUUUAGCCAAUAUUUUUUAUAACUUUGUGCAUUAAACAAAAUGUGUCUACAUUCACACAAUUCAUUUAUGUUUAAUAUACACCUUAUACACACAGUCUGAAGGUCAUUUAAUACAAUAUUUUUAAUGUGUAUUAAACAAAGUUUGUGUACAUUGAGCCAUCAGAAAACAAAAGUUUCACUAUAUCACUCUCGCUCAAAAAAGUCUGUAUUUCGGAAUAUUCCGUAUAUCGGAUAUUUGGAUAUGGGAUACUCAACCUGUAUAAUCCUGUAGCGGCUGUAUACUGUUGGUACACAGCAGCAAUUGUGGCACUAACAGUAAGAGAUACAUCUGAUUAUCUGAACGCCUGCUCUCCCCCUACCCUUCCCUUCCUUUACCCCUGACCCUUCACCUUUCCGUGGAUUAUUUAAGAUUGAAAUGGGAAUUCCAUAGAAGGUUGGGGUUUUUUUUAUUUUUUUUUAUUUCAUUCAACUGGGCUUUCAUACUUCUGCAAUGUCCGCCAGCCAAGAUUACUUACAUAAUUUGUGGGGCAUCGCGUUUAGAGUAGGCACGGCCAUUUAAAGGGUUCGCCAUCUUUGGUUGGAGACCAGGGACAGUUUACACCAGAACUGGCCAACCUGUGGCUCUCCAGCUGUUGUAAAACUACAAGUCCCAGCAUUGUCUGCCCCGUUUCAGCAUUCCCAACAACAAAACUCUAGCAGGGCAUGCUGGGACUUGUGCGUCUGUAUAUUUUCACAAAUCUAAAACCUGCAGGACCUAUAAAUAGAUGACACUGAAGGAGCUGCCUCUUUAUUUUUAAAGAGUACAGCCACCUUUUAUUAAUAUCCGUAAUAAAUCUUAUAUUUCUCCAA
Molecule: messenger RNA, 4428 nt
Organism: Pseudophryne corroboree (corroboree frog)
Lineage: Eukaryota; Metazoa; Chordata; Amphibia; Anura; Myobatrachidae
Gene: GPATCH1
Product: G-patch domain containing 1
Exons: 20
Coding region: 65-2935 (956 amino acids)
Biological process (GO): mRNA processing
Cellular component (GO): nucleus
Molecular function (GO): RNA binding
Source: RefSeq, a predicted model, not a curated record